AUGGCCGCAGCCUCCACUCCUUCACGGAACGCGAGUCAGAGGAGCGGUACUGCCGUCUCCCAUCAGUACCAGUACCAGUACCAAAAGAUCAGCGCCCAGAGCAGUCGAGCACUCUCAAAUUCUUACUCCAACACCGUCGACGACGCACGCUGGGGAGGAUACUCGUCAGGCAUGGACGAUCCACUCCAGGAGCCUCUUCAGGAGGGCCGACCUCUGGACUCCCCACUGGCGCCCAGCAGCGCAUCGCUAUACUCGCAAGAGCACGCGAUGUCACGACAGGCGUCUCAGUCGUCCUUUGCCCGUCGCUAUGACCAGAUCGCCGGCCAGAUCGACGAACCAUUCCCUCCGACAUUCACCCCGCAAUCCGAAACGAUACCCGAACAUCACCAAGAAGAGCAAGAGCUGCAGCAAGAUCAUCAUGAUCUCGAGACGGAGCCACCAGAGCGUCCACGUUCAGCAGAUACCUUUCAGCAGGCCGAGACAGCAUUCAAGGAUUUUGACGGAGUACAUUUCAACCCCGAGACGGAAGAGUAUGUGGCCGUGGACGGGGAAGGAAAUGAGAUACGGCGCAUACCUGCGCGGAGCUCUUCUGGAAGUCUGUUGGAUGCCGCAAUGCUGCUACGGUCGUCAAGGCUCCCGCUCAUGCCUCAAGGUGCUCCCCCACCAAGUGAAGGCAUGGUCUACUACCCUGCGCCUGUCCCCCGAAUGCUCAAUAUGCCCGUAAGGCUCUCCAUGAUGCCAUCUCCUGCCGAACAGGCGAAGCGGCGGACGAAGAUAUUGAACGAGGUGCCUCCAGCAGCCAGACAAUCCGCGCCAUGGAUUUCGCCUUUGGACUUUGACGAGGCCAGCGCAGCACAAAGUCCACCGUCUCCUCAGGAAACCACCCCUCCCAAACAGCGUUCGUCUGGUAUGCUGAAUCAGCGUAUGGGCAACAACCUGCAGAAUCUGCCACCACAAUUGAGAGCGUCAAUUUUCUUCGACCCGACGCCUGUAGCGCACAAUGUCGAGGUCAAAUCUGCUUCCGCUGUUGCCACUCUGGACAGCAUUCUUGCGGCGUCUGCGACUGCACCUGUCACGGCUUUCACGGAUCACCCAUACGCAGGCGACGUUCGACAGAGUGUCUAUGCGAUGGAGAAGCCCAGACCUGUGAGGAAGAGCACAGCCACCACUAUUGGUCACAUGGCGACUGGAGGAGAUGACAAGAGCCUCAAAAAACGGCGAAGUAGUAUCGGCAAUUUCUUCCGGCGGAACAGCACGGGUGUCGACGGCGAACUGAAGAGGGUGACCAGCCGUGGAAGUGCAAUGGAUCUGGGAGAAGGUGUGAACGGUCCGCGAAGACGUCAAAGCCAACUCAGUCUGGGAGACGAGCUCGCACGGGAGAACGCCUUGAACAACUUCGAAGGAGGCUUGGUCUCUCAAGCGGCGAACACGGAGCGUAUGGAAGGCGAAUACGGCGCAGAACAGGCCUCGGAACGACCGAAGAUCUACACUGAAGGCGAACAGGUCCGCGCAGAUUUUGAAGAGGCCGAAGCCUUGUCCGAUGUUGAAGAGACAGACCCAGUGUACGUCCAGCCAUCGACUCUGCUCGCCGAGUUACAGGUCCGCAAAGCGCAGCUCAAGUCUAGGAACCGAACUGCGGCUACUGCGUACCCGAAAGGCAUGCACAGUACAUUACUGCAGCUCGACGCUGUAGAGCAGAUUGAGAUGAAGAAACGGCAGAAGUCGCGAAUAGCACUCGCAUGGGAAGAUCCGAAUGUGCGAGGACAUCAAGAUGAGGAAAGUGAGGAUGAAGAUGUGCCACUUGGCGUGCUGUAUCCUGCGAAAGAAGUGCCAGGCCAGCGAAAGUAUGGAGAUACUCGACCGAUCGGUCUAAUGGAGAGACGUGAAAUGGAAGACAAUGAGCCGCUGAGCGCUCGCAUGGCUCGUUUGAACCCUAAUCGGCCGCAACGGAGGCCAGCACGAGCAUCACAAUCCAUGCUACACUUAGCUGGUCAGCCCGACAUGCAACCAGGCGACGAGGCGGAAGGAGAUGGUGAAGGCGAGACUCUUGCCCAGCGGCAACGUCGCCUGCAGACCAAGGAUGCUUUGGAUACUGCUAUUUCGGAUAUCGCCCCUAAACCCGGUUCACGACCGAUCAGCACGUUUUCUGCGGAUGUUCUCAGUCAGUUCGGGGGUUUGGACGCCAAAGAUCGCGGGAGCAAGGGCAGCGAGAAGGUCGAAAGAACCGAAACACCAGAUGAAGACGAAACGCUUGGUCAACGCCGCGCACGACUACAACGUGAACGCUCUGCGUCUGGCGAGGUUGCCGAGACCGAUGAGGCAAAGAAAGGUCGACCCGCUCUACGGUCAACUAACAGCAUGGGAAACAUUUUGGCCGCCAAUCCAAUUCGACCUCGCAUUCCGAAGAAAGAACAGGAGGCGCCUCCCGGAACACUUCUGUAUAACAGCACGCAAAACCAAGCCAUGCAAAGGGAGAAGCUACGAAACACGAAUCUGCGGUCCGCCGGCCUGCUGAACGACAAGCCCUCUUACGAAGCGGUCGCUGCAUCUCCCCCCGCUGGACUGUUUCCAGGCCAUGACGCCACGAGCCGCCGCUCCACUGCCGGACUUCUCGCCAGCCAACGCAGUCGGCCCGCAAACGGCCAAUUCGGCGCUGGAAUGUAUAACCAGAGCAUGGGUUUCCCAGCCAUGCCCAAUCCCAACAGCAUGUUCAGCUUUGCCUCCCCGACCGCCGCGGCCAUGGGCUACGCCGGUAACAUGGGCAUGAUAAAUCCUAGCAUGAUGGGCUAUCCUGCUGUUGGUGGUAGGAUGCCUGGCUACGCGCAGCCUCAGCAGCAGCCGGCCAUGGUGAACCCGUCAGCGUACUAUGGUCUCAAUGCCGGCGCGCCGUCGGUGACGAAUAUGACGGCUGGUGCUCCCUCGGUAAUGAACAUGGGAUUGCAGCAACCGGCUACGUAUAACCCCAUGGGCGCGGGAGGGAUGCAGUAUGGCGCUGGGUUUCCCGGACAGCAGACAAUGCCAUAUGGCAUACCGAUGGGGAUGAACAUGGACUUGCCGUUGGAUCCGAAUCAGAGGGCGGCCAUUGAUCGGUGGCGGAUGGGGAUUGCUUGA
This is a messenger RNA of Zymoseptoria tritici IPO323, 3111 nucleotides long. RefSeq lists its product as uncharacterized. The coding region runs from base 1 to 3111 and encodes 1036 amino acids. The record is from RefSeq and is a predicted model, not a curated record. The transcript has a single exon. NCBI's taxonomy places the organism in Eukaryota, Fungi, Ascomycota, Dothideomycetes, Mycosphaerellales, Mycosphaerellaceae.